GCGUGGAGGGCAGGGCGGCUGGUGGUUCCGCGCCACGGCUUUUUCUCCCGAGCUCAGGGAACUCGGGGCUGAGAACUUGUCCCCGCCCGCGCCCCGCGCACUCGGCAACCCCCGGCUCCCGCACCUUGUCCCCGGCCCGCCCUCGGCCCGCCUCCGCCCGCGCCAACCCCCCUGCCAGCCGCCGGCCGCGCUCCUCUCGGGUACAAAGGAGGGAAAAUGAGCGGGGCGGCGGCAGCGCUGCGCGGGGCCACUACGGCGGCGGCUAUCGCUGCCUCCCGCGGCACCACGUAGACCGCCUCCGCCCGCCCAGCCGCGGCCCAGGCCCGAGCGGAGCCAGCCCUGCGCCUCCCCAGCCCAGCGCUUCGCCUCCUGGCCGCCGGAGGAGGAGGAGGAGGUGGAGGAGGAGGAGGCGCCGCCUUCCCAGCGCCGCGCGCCCUAGCUGUUGUCUGCGCUCCGCUCUGGACCAUUUUGGGGAAGUUGCCCGAACCCCGCGUCGCCCAGAUGUGCGACCUCAUUGAGCCGCAGCCGGCCGAGAAGAUCGGCAAGAUGAAGAAGUUGCGGAGAACUUUGUCGGAUAGUUUCAGCCGCAUUGCUUUGAAGAAAGAUGACACCACCUUCGAUGAGAUAUGUGUCACAAAGAUGUCUACACGGAACUGCCCGGGAAUGGACUCAAUGAUCAAACCCUUGGACACAAUUCCUGAGGAUAAGAAAGUCAGGGUUCAGAGGACCCAGAGCACUUUUGACCCAUUUGAGAAACCAGCUAAUCAAGUCAAGAGGGUGCAUUCCGAGAACAAUGCUUGCAUUAACUUUAAGACCUCCUCUGCUGGCAAAGAGUCUCCUAAAGUUCGGCGGCACUCCAGCCCCAGCUCGCCAACAAGUCCCAAAUUUGGAAAAGCUGACUCAUAUGAAAAACUGGAAAAACUAGGGGAAGGAUCUUAUGCUACAGUAUACAAAGGGAAAAGCAAGGUAAAUGGGAAGUUGGUAGCCCUGAAGGUGAUCAGGCUGCAAGAAGAAGAAGGUACCCCUUUUACAGCUAUCAGGGAAGCUUCUCUGUUAAAAGGACUGAAACAUGCUAACAUAGUGCUACUUCAUGACAUCAUCCACACAAAGGAGACGCUGACCCUUGUGUUUGAAUAUGUGCACACUGAUUUAUGUCAGUACAUGGACAAGCAUCCUGGGGGGCUGCACCCAGAGAAUGUGAAGUUGUUUUUAUUUCAGUUGCUGCGAGGGCUGUCUUACAUCCACCAGCGUUAUAUUUUGCACAGAGACCUGAAACCACAGAACCUUCUGAUCAGUGACACGGGGGAGUUAAAGCUGGCAGAUUUCGGUCUUGCAAGAGCAAAAUCUGUCCCUAGCCACACAUACUCCAAUGAAGUGGUGACUUUGUGGUACAGACCUCCAGAUGUCCUCCUGGGCUCAACAGAAUAUUCUACCUGCCUUGACAUGUGGGGAGUUGGCUGUAUCUUUGUUGAAAUGAUCCAAGGAGUCGCUGCUUUUCCAGGAAUGAAAGACAUUCAGGAUCAACUUGAACGAAUAUUUCUGGUUCUUGGGACGCCCAAUGAGGACACAUGGCCUGGAGUUCAUUCUUUACCACAUUUUAAGCCAGAACGCUUUACCCUGUACAGCUCUAAAAACCUUAGACAAGCAUGGAAUAAGCUCAGCUAUGUGAAUCAUGCAGAGGAUCUGGCCUCCAAGCUCCUACAGUGUUCCCCAAAGAACAGACUAUCAGCCCAGGCCGCCUUGAGCCACGAGUAUUUUAGUGACCUGCCCCCACGGCUAUGGGAACUGACUGAUAUGUCUUCUAUUUUUACCGUCCCAAAUGUAAGAUUGCAACCAGAAGCUGGAGAAAGCACGCGGGCCUUUGGGAAAAACAAUAGUUAUGGCAAAAGUCUGUCAAACAGCAAGCACUGAUGCACACGGCGUUCUCAAAGGAGCACAGGAUUAAGUUGUCAUCAUUCUGGGAAGGAAAAAAAAAAAAACAUUAAUGAAGUGGCCAAUAAUAAGAAGGGAAUCAUAGAUCAAUUUCCUUUCACUCCCUGUGGUGGAUUUCACUUACAAGAAAAUUGAAGCUGGCAAGACCCUGUUUUCCCUGCAAUUUAUUUAAAACCUUGCACGCAUUUGGAUACCUUGUGAUUUCCAAGAACUAUGUGAAGAUUAAGUUUUGCUUACUGAUACAUGGCAUGUAUUCUUUUCAGUCUUUUGUGUUUGAUUUUGUUUGAUUUCCCUCUGCACCGCAGUGUCUCUGUAAAGGUUUUUAUGCUUUCACCAGCCAUGUCUUAAGUACAUUAAGACAACACAUUCGGUGUUCACACUUCUUCAGUAACGUCUGUACUUGAAAGCCACAUAGUGGCAUAAAACAAUGUGUGUUUUCUUUGAGAGCAGUGCACAUUUUGCAACCACUGGGAAGGAAAAUUAUAGCUAAAGCAAACCCAUGUUCUCUGACUUGACAACUUGGUCCCUGGCCACGGGGCCCCACUUAUCUUUUUACCUUCUGAGGACAUUUGCACAUGUUUUUUGUUUUUGUUUUUUUUCCCUUGGAAAUAACUGCACAUUUAUAUAUAGGAUAUCGGAAUCUGCUUAGCAUUUUCAAGCCACCUAGCGUGAUGGUUCUCCAAGCAGGUUGGAAGUGAAGAAACAAAUAAUCAAGCAUUAAAAAUAAAGACAGGGAUAAAUCGCUUACUUUUGAAUCUCUGGAAACUGAGGUAACUUUUUACAUGUUUUCUGGGUCUUGUCAACAUCUUGUUUUUUCCAUCCACUUUGUUAUGUUUUGUGAGUAUUUUCUAAAUGGAGAAAAGCGUGUGGAACAGAAUGUUUAAAGCAUGGGUGCAAAAGAAUUGUAUCUGCUAGAUGAGCCCUGAAUGCUGUCUUUACUAGUUACCAUUUAAAAAGAAAAUUACAAAGUUUAUCCAGAGUUUAAAAUUUGCUCAUUCACACAGCAGCACCUUUGGACUACAUUUUUUAAACACAUUCCAAGCUGACUGGAAGCCUUCAUUGGGUACCCUAACUGUAAGCAGUCUCCUGGAAUAACUGUUCAGAUGCAGGUUUUAGAAACAAGGCAAGAGUCUUGCUUUAAAGAUGGAAAAGAGAAAAAAAGAAAGGCCCAGCUUCCCUUGUUGAAGAAGUUGAGAGACCUUGGAGGAUGCAGGAGAGUAUGUGACAUGGAUGGGAAGGUGGAUUGGGCGUGCGUGCUUUGAUCUGGAGGGAGCACUGCCUGGCACAGGACUCAGCUUCCAGUUCUCGCUGCAGGAACCCCAAAUCAUAAUGAGGCCAAGGGGGCAGCUAGGAAACUUCAUCUCAAGCAUGAAACCUAGCUCCUCAGGACACCAAUUCCUAUGGAAAUACCUUCAUGUACAUUGUUUUACAUUUUCUAUUAGGAGGAAAGACUGAGAGCUUGAAACGCGUCGCACUUUUUAGGAUCAAGAGUAGGAAUUAUGAGCCAGUUUGACAAAGACUUUCCCUGAGAGUCAAGUGAAGGAAAAGUUUUUCUAUAGUAAAACCAGUCUACCUGGGAAAUUGAACCUAGACUUUCUGAACUUUAAAACGGUACUCUCCCUAGAGCAGGGUGUGAGUAUAGAUGUCCAGGUCACAAUCCAUCUUGUCUGAAGUCACAUUCAUUGUAAGCUUCUAAGUGCUAAGUGAGGAAUUGUUAACUGAUUGAUUUUAAAGAGUGGGAACGUUACCCCAGGCCAGAAUGUUUACUAUUUGCUACUUGGAAAUCUCUCCCAUUCUUCUUUCAUACAUUCCACCCCUUUGGAAGUCUUUAGAGGUAUUUUGAUUUAACACGUAUCUACAUUAGGAUUUCUUAAAAUAAAUGUGGAAAGCAAAUUUUACAUGCAAUCAAAAACGGCCUUUCUGGUGGUGAUUUGUUUUGAAUUAUUCAUUUGGGCGAGAGGCAUAACUUUUGCCCUUUAUUCAGUUUAAACCAAGGGCAACUGCUGAUUAGGCCUUGCUCUGUCACAGGCUUCCUAACUUGAAAAUUUGAAAUAUUUAAUGUUCAAAGACUUCAAUUAGAAAUGUUGGAGUUUUUUAGAGAUAUGUGCCCUGUCACUGUCAGCUUCUCCUGGGAAAAGAAAUGUAAUACUUCUCGGUGUGGAGAAAUCUGAUUUAUUACAGAGACAUGCGUCUCAGAAGGGUCUCAUUUAGGAGGUUUUUAGUUCCCCAUGCUUUCUGUUGGUAUGGGACAUCCAAAUCUGCUUUGUUUCUCUUUCUCCUUUUCUCUCCCAUUUGUAACCACCUUCUCCUUUUUCUUCCCCUCUCUUCUUGCCGAGGACUUACUUACCAUGAAAAUAAUCACAGACUGUGUUCAUUGGCAGAUUUAUUAUUCUACUGAGAAAGCACUGGAAUGUUUUGUGAGAUUAUUUUUGUAUGAAGGAGUAGCUUGAAUUCAAAUAGCUAGAAUAGUUAGAACACAUUAGCCUGGUGACUGUCAGUGUGACAUCACUGUACACACAGUGAAAGGAAACUGGGGACAUUUCCAUUUUCCUAAUAGAAUAGCUUGGUUGAUUUAAAAAUACAAGAUACAUAGGACAUGGGGGGAAAAAAGUUCGUAGUGCUGAUUAAAAAAAAAAAAAAAAACAACCCAAGGGGCAUAAGGCAGGGGGGGCUGUCCAUCUACAGACACAAGGAUGAGAAGCUAUUUCUACCUCCCAGGAGUGACAAGAAGUUUCCAGAGAAGCAGCCAGACUUGAGAAAGGAAGGUCCUUUGGUAUCCUUUCCUCAGUGUGUACACAAUAGCUGGUAUAAUCAGUACCCUAGGUAAUUCAUCUAUACAAGAUAGUCAUCUGUGAAUAUGACUGGUUUUGUAAUCUUUGUUAUAUAAAAGGAUGUUUAGUCUGUACAUACUGGGGGAGAUUAUAGCCUGCCCCUAUACAUAGGAAUAUGCUGCAUAAUUGCAUAUUAAUUCCAUCUCCCUUACCAGCUUACAUGGCAGAGGAAACCAUAUUCGUUAUUGCCUUGCAAUAUUCUCAUACGCCAAACACCAAACCAAACACAAAUCAAAUAUAAGUAAUCUCCUAUUCUCAUUCCCUUCCCACAGCAGCAUAUUUUAGAGGCACAUACAAAAUCUGCAUUCUCUAGUUGGGACUGGAUUUGUAAACUUUUUUCUUUUCUUGUUUUUUUUUUUUUUUGGUUUUUGGUUUUUGUUGUUUGUUUUUUUUUUUUUUUUUUGUAUAAUACACUGAGAUGUAUACUUUCUAACACGGGGUUGGUACCUAAGAAAUGUGCUAGCAUCAUUCAGAAAGCUAUUAUACUUAAAAAUGACACAUAGUAAGGAGAAUGGAAUAAUGUCGCAUAUUUGUUACCAAUUGUAAUUUGUCUGUACAUGGAAGACGUAAUGGUUUGUCAGCUGUCACUGUUGUUUUCUUGUAACAUGAUAUGGAAUAAAGUAUAGCAGAAUCUCUGCACA
Molecule: messenger RNA, 5404 nt
Organism: Phacochoerus africanus (Common warthog)
Lineage: Eukaryota; Metazoa; Chordata; Mammalia; Artiodactyla; Suidae
Gene: CDK14
Product: cyclin dependent kinase 14
Exons: 15
Coding region: 502-1911 (469 amino acids)
Biological process (GO): protein phosphorylation
Cellular component (GO): nucleus; cytoplasm; cytosol
Molecular function (GO): ATP binding; cyclin-dependent protein serine/threonine kinase activity; cyclin binding
Source: RefSeq, a predicted model, not a curated record